Molecule: messenger RNA, 1432 nt
Organism: Condylura cristata (star-nosed mole)
Lineage: Eukaryota; Metazoa; Chordata; Mammalia; Eulipotyphla; Talpidae
Gene: TAMALIN
Product: GRP1 (general receptor for phosphoinositides 1)-associated scaffold protein
Exons: 10
Coding region: 1-780 (259 amino acids)
Biological process (GO): signal transduction
Cellular component (GO): plasma membrane
Molecular function (GO): protein binding
Source: RefSeq, a predicted model, not a curated record
AUGGGGGUGCGGGAAGGCCCAGCGCUGGAGGACUAUCACCCCGCGGAGCUGUACCGCGCGCUCGCCGUGUCGGGGGGCACCCUGCCCCGCCGGAAGGGCUCAGGAUUCCGCUGGAAGAGCCUCAGCCAGAGCCCCGAACAGCAGCGGAAAGUGUUGACCUUGGAGAAGGAGGAAAACCAGACGUUUGGCUUUGAGAUCCAGACCUACGGUCUCCACCACCGGGAGGAGCAGCGUGUGGAGAUGGUGACUUUCGUCUGCCGUGUUCACGAGUCCAGCCCUGCCCAGCUAGCUGGGCUCACACCAGGGGACACCAUUGCCAGUGUCAACGGCCUGAAUGUGGAGGGCAUUCGGCACCGGGAGAUCGUCGACAUCAUUAAGGCUUCCGGCAACGUGCUCAGACUGGAAACUCUGUAUGGGACGUCCAUCCGGAAGGCCGAGCUGGAGGCGCGGCUGCAGUACCUGAAGCAAACCCUGUAUGAGAAGUGGGGAGAAUAUAGGUCCCUAAUGGUGCAGGAGCAGCGGCUGGUGCACGGCCUCGUGGUGAAGGACCCCAGCAUCUACGACACGCUGGAGUCGGUGCGCUCCUCCCUGUACGGGGCGGGCCUGCUCCCCGGCUCGCUGCCCUUCGGGCCCCUUCUCGCCGCCUGGACUGAGGCCCGCGAGCAGGCCCUGUGCGCCCCCGGGCUGCGCAAGACCAAGUACCGCAGCUUCCGCCGGCGGCUGCUCAAGUUCAUCCCCGGACUCAACCGCUCCCUGGAGGAGGAGGAGAGCCAGCUGUAGGGGCGGGCCGGGCCGGAGCUAUUUAUUUAUUUAUUCUUUGCACCAGUGCGGACAAAGGGGUGGGGCCGGGCCUAGGGGACCCCAGGAGCCCAGAGCAGCGGGAGAGGGUCCUUGGUUCUUGGCUGAGCCUUGAACCCAGGUCCCAGCGCCCUUUACGCCCGCCGCCUCCCCUAACUCUCAGUGGGAGGGCGCAGGCAGAGCCCGAAGAGCUGGGGCCGGAGAGGUUGGGAGACCACGCGUGGGACAUUCCCUCCUACAUCGGGGUCCGUAGUGCCUUGUGGGGUGUCCAGCAAAACUCCCCCUCGGAGGGACCCGGUGCCACGAAGCCCUCCCCUCAGCUUUACUGUUUUCCACCCUUGGCCUGGGGGAGAAAUGGCCUGUGGUGGGUGUUUCCCCGCACCCCACACGCUGACCCGGUUCCAGUUAACCAGCAGGCCUCUGGGGGGUGCUCAGGUGCCGGCCCCUCCCCCUCCUGGCCUUGACCCCCAAGGGCUUGGCCCCUCCUGGGGCCUGUAACUAAGUUGGGUCUGCUGGGCAGGGGUCCUGGGGUCGAGCCCUUCGGGCGUCAGGAAUGUGGCCUCCAGGCGCGGGGCAGCGGGACUGUUGCUCCCUCCGCCUGUCCUUGCUUUCUGAACCACCAUCUGUAUAAAAU